GAGAUUGGCUUUGGGUAAAUUUUUAGAUGAUGCACACGAGAAUGAAAAGAAAGACGCGCCCGUGAGCACACGUCAAUGGCUGACCACAUCGACCCUUAUAUUUAACAGAAUCAAAAUGGCGGCCCUACGGAUUUUUGCACGUACCGUGCUUUCCACGUGCCGGCAAUAUUCAAGGGGAAUUGACGGGUUGUUUUCGCCGGGGGAUGCUUUCGGGCCGAGAGCAUUACAGGUCGCGAAACGAUGGGCCAGUUUCAAAACCUCCCCUGUAUACAAUGAAGAGACAAAAUAUACAGACUUCGAGGUCUCUAAAGACCCAAAGGAAUGGAUGUUUGUGGAACGAUGUUUAAAAUUGGCUUAUAUACCUAGUCCUCCAAAAAACGUUGAUGCUUUACCCUCUGGAUGGAAACCACAAAGAGAUGAAGCAAAAUCAUUCCCUUACUAUAUAGAACGUUCGAAAAAUCAUCAACAAUCAGUUUAUCUGAGGAGAGAUAAACGAGGAUUGAGAAGAGUCACAUAUGUUAGGAAAAUCCAAGGAGACAUCGUCGCUUUGCAUGCGGAACUGAAGCAAUAUCUGUACGAAUUAACUGGCGUUCCGAUUGGUUCUCAAAUUCUGGAGCCCAAUGGUGUUUUAAAAUUCCGUGGUGAUCACGUCUCCCGCAUCAAAGAGUGGCUCACCGAGAGAGGAUUUUAAACAACUCCGAAGAGCAGCCGAUAGAACAGUCCCAAAAUUUACUCUGAAAUAUUUUGAUAAUUGCUAACGUAAAUGUCAAGAAACUCAUUUUCUGGAGAAAAAGUUUUAUACAAAAAAAAAUGUACAAAAAAACAUUUUUCUUACAUUUUUUUUGUAUUCCUCUAAAUCUCUUCUAUCCCAUGAUUUUUAUCAACUUAUCAAUAAGCUGGAUUCAUCUGUUGUUCUGCUCUUACACUAAAAUUCAAAAUCAUGCAGAAUUUUAGUUAUCGAUUGUAUAAAUAAAUGAAUAAUAAACACUUUCUCUUGUUCAAA
Molecule: messenger RNA, 1003 nt
Organism: Diachasma alloeum
Lineage: Eukaryota; Metazoa; Arthropoda; Insecta; Hymenoptera; Braconidae
Gene: mRpL49
Product: probable 39S ribosomal protein L49, mitochondrial
Exons: 3
Coding region: 116-691 (191 amino acids)
Biological process (GO): translation
Cellular component (GO): ribosome; mitochondrial large ribosomal subunit
Molecular function (GO): structural constituent of ribosome
Source: RefSeq, a predicted model, not a curated record